GGGUGCGCCGCAGCUUUCCAUGCCAGUCUAACACAGCCCUGUGAGAAAGCGUGUGUGAAUUUGUGCUGCAAGGUUGCUACGCAAACCGAAGAUAGCCUACCCGCCGAUGGCAAGUGAGGCUACAGCCGAAUUCAUAGUACAGGACAUUACCCUGUAAACUAAAGGAAUUCGCUGUAUCAUAGGCAUGCUCAUGUGAAUUACCAUUUGAAUAAAUUGAUGGUCAACCGAAGUUGAGCGCGCUGAAUUUUCAGCAUAGAUUCGUUAUUGUGGUUUUACCUAAUAUUAGCCGUGUGAAACCUAGAAUCGGCUUUUAGGGAUUUUAGGAUAUAAAUGAGGGGGCAUUGGGUAUGCGACAAUUUAUAGGAAUUGGGAGUAAAUAGGAGUACUCUAAAUUGUUUGAUGAACGCGGCGUCAGACUUUCUCGUGGUACUCGUAGAAUUUUCCGUGGAUGUAAGUAGAAUACUCCAUCACCUCAACGAAGAGAAGACCGUCACAGCUUGUGUGAUCAGAAUUAAAAUAUCAGCAGCAGCUCCCAUUGAAACCGAAAGAAACAUGUGAAGACCCUGGUAAAGAUACAAGCGCGAACCUUUGAGAAGACAAAGUGGAAGGUAGCCUAGCUUCCUUCCCUCACAUUCCUCCUCCUGUUUACUCUGCUGUUGCCUUGCUGCAAGCGUCCCUAGAGGUAUGGAGGGCCGGCGGUCGCGGCGGGUAACACGACGCAGCAGCAGGACUUCCCCAGCGGGCCCUAGAGGGGGCGCUGUGCUGGCCAUGCUGGGCCUGUGGCUGUUAGCUGUCGCUGCCACCGUGUGCCAAGGCCAGAUCACCUUCACCAGCUUCCACCCGGAGAGCCGGGAGUGGGCCUUCAACCACCUGACGGUCCACCAGACAACGGGGGCGCUCUACAUCGGAGCGGUCAACCGCGUCUACAAGCUCUCUGGUAACCUGACCCUCAUGGUGUCCCACGACACAGGCCCUGAGGACGACAACAAGGCAUGCUACCCGCCCCUCAUCGUCCAGCCCUGCUCUGAACCCCUGACCUCCACUAACAAUGUCAACAAACUGCUUCUCAUAGACUACAGUCAGAAUCGUCUGCUGGCCUGCGGUAGUCUCUACCAGGGAGUCUGCAAGCUCCUGCGUCUGGAUGAUCUCUUCAUCCUAGUGGAGCCGUCCCAUAAGAAAGAGCACUACCUCUCCAGCGUCAACCAGACAGGAACUAUGUACGGGGUCAUCGUGCCCUCCUCCAAGGGCCAGGAUGGGACUCUCUUCAUCGGGACGGCCGUAGAUGGUAAACAGGACUACUUCCCCACCAUCUCCAGUCGUCAGCUCCCCCGCGACCCAGAGUCCUCGGCCAUGCUAGACUACGAGCUUCACACAGACUUUGUCUCGUCUCUGAUAAAGAUCCCGUCAGACACGCUGGCGCUGGUGUCCCACUUCGACAUCUACUACGUGUAUGGCUUCGCCAGCGGCUCCUUCGUCUACUUCCUGACCGUCCAGCCCGAGACGCCGGAGAACAGCAUGUCAUCAGGUGGAUCCUCCAACGACCUCUUCUACACCUCGCGCAUCGUCCGCCUCUGCAAAGACGACCACAAGUUCCACUCGUACGUCUCCUUACCCGUGGGCUGCGUGAGGAACGGUGUGGAAUAUCGUCUCCUGCAGGCCGCCUACCUGGCCAAGCCGGGCCGUGUGCUGGCCGCCUCGCUCAACAUCAGCGCCACGGACGACGUGCUCUUCACCGUAUUCUCCAAGGGCCAGAAGCAGUACCACCGGCCACCAGAUGACUCGGCGCUCUGCGUGUUCACCAUCAAGGACAUCAACGCCCGUAUCAAGGAGCGCCUGCAGUCCUGCUACCAGGGAGAGGGCAACCUGGAGCUCAACUGGCUGCUGGGAAAAGAUGUGCAGUGCACUAAAGCGCCGGUGCCCAUCGAUGACUCGUUCUGUGGUCUGGACAUCAACCAGCCCCUUGGCGGCUCUCAGCUGGUGACGGGACACACCCUCUACACAGAGACACGGGACCGCAUGACCUCUGUCACCUCCUACGUCUACAACGGAUACUGCGUGGCUUUUGUCGGCACCAAGAGCGGACGCCUCAAAAAGAUCCGUGUGGACGGUCCUCCUCACGGUGGGGUCCAGUAUGAGACGGUGUUGGUCAUCAAGGAAGGCAGCUCCAUCCUCAGAGACAUGGCCUUCUCACUGGACCACAGCUAUCUGUACGUCAUGUCAGAGAAACAGGUGACACAGGUCCCUAUAGAGUCAUGUGAUCAGUACGGGACGUGUGGAGAGUGCCUGAGCUCCGGUGACCCCCACUGUGGCUGGUGUGUCCUACACAACAUGUGUUCUCAGAAGGACCGUUGUGAGCGUGCAGAUGAGCCGUACCGUUUCACUGUUGCUCUCUCUCAGUGUGUGAAGGCCACGGUGUACCCAGACAGCAUUGCAGUGUCAGAGCCCAGCGUGCCAUUGCUGGUGAAGGUAUCUGAUGUCCCAGACCUGGCAGCUGGGAUCACCUGUUCCUUUGGAAACCUGACAGAGGUGGAGGGACAGGUCAGCGGUAACCAGAUCUUCUGUCUGUCCCCCACCGCUAAGGAUGUUCCCCUCAUACCUGCUGACCAAGACUGGUCAGGUGUAGAGUUGAGGCUCAACUCUAAGGAGACUGGUCAGAUGGUCAUCAGCACGGAGGUCAAGUUCUACAACUGCAGUGUUCACCAACUGUGUCUGUCCUGUGUGAACAGUGCCUUCCGCUGCCACUGGUGCAAGUACCGUAACCUGUGUACCCAUGACCCCUCCAGCUGCUCCUUCCAGGAGGGACGCGUCAACGCCUCCGAGGACUGUCCUCAGCUGGUGCGGUCAGAGGAGAUUCUGAUCCCAGCUGGGGAGGUGAAGCCCAUCACCCUGAAGGCCCGGAACCUUCCCCAGCCCCAGUCUGGCCAGCGGGGGUACGAGUGUGUCCUCCACAUCCAGGGGGUCAGCCACCGUGUCACCGCCCUGCGCUUCAACAGCUCCUCUGUACAGUGUCAGAACAGCUCGUAUCUCUAUGAAGGGAUGAAGAUCAGUGAGUUGCCAGUGGAUUUUUCAGUGGUCUGGAACGGCAACUUCAUUAUAGACAACCCAGAUAAUAUCCAAGUGCACCUGUAUAAGUGUGUGGCCCAGAGGGACAGCUGUGGCAUGUGUCUGAAGGCCCAGAGGAAGUUCCAGUGUGGUUGGUGUAGUGGAGAGGGCCGCUGUACCCUGCGCCACCACUGCCCGCCCCUCAACCCCUAUACCACCCGCUGGCUCGACCUGUCCAGCAAGAAAGUCCAGUGUACCAACCCACGCAUCACGGAGGUGACCCCAGUAGCAGGCCCUCCAGAGGGGGGUACCAGGGUGACCAUCCAUGGCAUGAACCUGGGCCUGGCGUUCAGUGAGAUGGUGGACAACGUGAAGGUGGCUGGGGUCAAGUGUUCCCCAGUGGAGGAAGGCUACAUUAUCGCUGAGCAGAUAGUCUGUGAGAUGGAUGCUGCCCCAGCAGACAGCAAAGCUGGACCAGUCCAACUGUGUGUCGGGGAGUGCAUACCUGCGCUCAAGACUCACUCUUCCCAGCUCUACUCCUUCGUGAUGCCGUCGGUACAGGGCCUGUCCCCCACCAGAGGGCCUGAGUCAGGGGGCAGCAAGGUAACCAUCAUGGGAGAGAACCUUGGCGCUGGCAGCAGUGUCACCGUCCUCUUUGGGAACCAGACGUGCGAGUUCUACGGGCGGACCAUGACAGAGAUCGUGUGUUACUCUGCUCCCUCCCUGACUGGGGUGGGUUCGGUCCAGAUCAGUGUGAGUGUGGACCGGGCCCAGGUCAAGGAGAGCCUGAGCUUCGAUUACAUUGAGGACCCCACCGUCCAGCGCAUUGAGCCAGAGUGGAGCAUCGCCAGCGGCCACACUCCUCUGAUGGUGACAGGAACUAAUCUGGAUGUGGUUCAGGAGCCUAGGAUACGCGUCAAGUACGGAGGCCGUGAGUCUGUCAACAUGUGUAAGGUUCUGAAUAGCACCAGUAUGAGUUGCGUUGCUCCGUCCCUGGUGGCAGAGUACCAUCCAGGCCUGGACACUGUCAAACAUGCUGAUGAGUUUGGCUUUAUCUUCAACAACGUCCAGACUCUGCUAGUCUAUAACAACACCAACUUCCUCUACUACCCCAACCCAUACUUUGAACCUCUCAGCACCAAUGGGGUCCUGGAGCAGAAGCCUGGCUCGCCCAUCAUUCUCAAGGGCAAAAACCUGGUGCCCCCAGCCUCAGGGGGGGUGAAGCUCAACUACACUGUACUGAUUGGGGAGACCCCCUGCUCAGUCACUGUGUCUGAGACCCAGCUGCUGUGUGAGCCCCCCAACCUCACGGGCCAGUACAAAGUCAUGGUCCAGGUGGGCGGUCUCCACGUAUCUCCAGGGGCGGUCCACAUCCUGUCAGACAGCCUGCUCACCCUUCCCGCCAUCGUCUCCAUCGCCGCCGGCGGAGGCCUUCUCCUUAUCAUCGUCAUCCUCGUCCUCAUCGCAUACAAACGCAAGUCGCGGGAGAAUGACCUCACCCUGAAGCGCCUGCAGAUGCAGAUGGACAACCUGGAGUCCCGGGUCGCCCUGGAGUGCAAGGAAGCUUUUGCUGAGCUGCAGACGGACAUCAACGAGCUGACCAGUGAUCUGGACAGAGCUGGUAUCCCCCACCUGGACUACCGGACCUAUGCCAUGAGAGUCCUUUUCCCUGGCAUCGAGGACCACCCUGUUCUCAGAGAACUGGAGGUGUCAGGUAACGGCCAGCUGAGCACAGAGAAGGCUCUGAAACUUUUCGCUCAGCUCAUCAACAACAAGGUGUUUCUGCUAACCUUCAUCAGAACUCUGGAGCUCCAGCGCUCCUUCUCCAUGCGUGACCGCGGCAACGUGGCGUCUCUCAUCAUGACUGCGCUGCAGGGCAAACUGGAGUACGCCACCGACGUGCUCAAACACCUGCUCUCUGACCUCAUCGACAAGAACCUGGAGAGCAAGAACCACCCUAAACUACUGCUGCGCAGAACGGAGUCCGUUGCAGAGAAGAUGCUCACCAACUGGUUCGCUUUCCUUCUUCACAGAUUUCUCAAAGAGUGUUCUGGUGAACCUCUGUUCAUGCUGUACUGUGCCAUCAAGCAGCAGAUGGAGAAGGGGCCUAUAGACGCCAUCACAGGAGAGGCGCGCUACUCCCUCAGUGAAGACAAGCUCAUCAGACAGCAGAUAGAGUACAAAACUCUGAUCCUGAACUGCGUGAACCCAGACAAUGAGAACAGUCCUGAGAUCCCAGUGAAGGUGCUGAACUGUGACACCAUCACCCAGGUCAAGGAGAAGAUACUGGACGCCUGCUAUAAGAACAUGCCCUACUCACAGAGGCCCCGCGCUGUCGACAUGGACCUGGAGUGGCGUCAGGGGCGGAUGGCCCGCGUGGUGCUGCAGGACGAGGACAUCACCACCAAGAUAGAGAACGACUGGAAGAGACUCAACACACUCAUGCACUACCAGGUGUCUGACCGCUGUGUGGUGGCUCUGGUGCCCAAACAGACCUCUUCCUACAACAUCCCGCCGUCAGCCAGCAUCUCCAGAACCUCCAUCAGCAGAUAUGACUCAUCCUUCCGGUACACAGGUAGUCCAGACAGUCUGCGUUCCCGUGCCCCUAUGAUAACCCCUGACCUGGAGAGUGGGGUCAAGGUGUGGCACCUGGUCAAGAACCACGAGCAUGGAGACCAGAAGGAGGGAGACCGAGGCAGCAAGAUGGUAUCUGAGAUAUACCUGACCAGGCUGCUGGCCACCAAGGGUACCCUGCAGAAGUUUGUGGAUGACCUAUUUGAGACGUUGUUCAGUACCGUCCACCGGGGUAGCGCCCUGCCCCUCGCCAUCAAAUACAUGUUUGACUUCCUGGACGAGCAGGCGGACAAACACGGCAUCCACGACCAAGAUGUCCGCCACACAUGGAAGAGCAACUGUCUUCCACUGCGGUUCUGGGUGAACGUGAUCAAGAACCCCCAGUUUGUGUUUGACAUCCAUAAGAGCAGCAUCACAGACGCCUGUCUGUCUGUGGUGGCCCAGACCUUCAUGGACUCCUGCUCCACGUCAGAGCACCGCCUGGGCAAGGACUCUCCCUCCAACAAGCUGCUGUACGCUAAAGACAUCCCCAACUACAAGAGCUGGGUGGAGAGGUACUAUGCCGACAUUAACCGUCUGCCAGCCAUCAGUGACCAGGACAUGAAUGCCUACCUGGCAGAGCAGGCCAGGCUCCACUCCACAGAGUUUAACAUGCUCAGUGCUCUCAACGAGAUCUACUCCUAUGUCUCCAAAUACAGUGAGGAGAUCACCAUGGCACUGGAGCAGGACGAGCAGGCUAAGAAACAACGUCUGGCCUACAAGGUGGAGCAGCUCAUCUCAGCCAUGUCCCUGGAGAGCUGAGAAAGACCACGGGAUUAGACGACUGAACCGACCUGGGAUGUCCAUCAGCCACCCAACAAACAGUCCCGAUACUCACCGUGUGAUGGACACCGAACCACCACGGGACAUUUUUACAUCCACAAACAAAGAGUUUUGUUUUUAUCUUAUUUUCCUCUCGUGCCAUAUUGCCACCACCUGGCUAAAAGACGCCAUAGUCUCGGGAAACAUGGAUGGUCAUGAUGAUGAUGAUGUAAGGUGGGACGACCACACCACACACCUCCAUAAAGGCUACAUGGCAUUUUUCUUUCCAAAGGAUAUUAUUUUUGUGUUGUGUGUGUGUAUAGCCCUGAAGGAGAGGUUUGUUGAGAGACAGAACAAACAGAGGGGAGAUCUUAUAGUCAGAUACACUCUCCGUCUGCUCAACUCACAACAGAGACACUGAAAGAAGAAGGAGAAGAGAGAUGGAGGAUAAAGACUUCUCAUGUUUGAUUCCAGAGAUAUUGUUCCUGAGUUUUGCUUCCAAAUGUUUAUUUUUGUAUGUGUACAUUUUGAUUUUAUUGGUUGCAGUUGAGCCAUCUUCCUCUUGAUACAUACAUGGACAUUGUUGUACUGUACAAAGUCAAAGGUUGUGUUAUAACACAUGUUAUAGGGUGGUGUAGCCAUCAGAAAGACAUGGUGCUAUGUCAUGUCUUGUCCUGCUCUCUGUUCUCCUCAGACAGUAUUACCAUUCCUUAUCAACAUGAGACUCGAGACCAAGUGGACAGAACCCAGCUCUGACUGUAACCCAUCAGCCCUGUACAGAAACCAACCAAAUGCAUCCUCAUCGUACGAGAGCGAACGGAACUCAGAACAGGCGACCUCUGGAGGGGUCAAAGUUCAACCAGCAUGCUUAUCAACCCCAAACCCCUUUACCCUGUGUGAUAAGAGAAAAUACACAGGUCCACAGAGUAUGUUGGGUAUAAGGACAAAACAACAACCAGCACCAUACUGGUUUGUAUAAGACCCUCCUCAGCAGUAACGUCAUCUGUAUGUACUGUAGGUUCUGUUUCAUACAUGUCAAUGUAUGUGAAUGUACAAAAGCAGAUGUGGGUUUUUCUUUUUCCUUUGGGUUUGUUUUUCUAAACAAAAUGGAGUUAGUUGAACAGAACUCUAUAAUGUCUAAAUAGAUGGCUAACUGAACAUGUACUGAAAAUUCAUCCGUCCUAGUCCUUUGCCCCACUCACAAUGUUUCACCUGUUACCAAAUCUCUAUCUCUAUCAUAGGAGGGUGUGUACUAUGCCGUCUGUAUUGUAGGCGUCUUUGCCGUGGCUACGCUGCCCUUAACGUACAAAUACCAUAAUAUACUGGAGACUAGAUUCUAGAGGCCUGCCAAGAUGGGGACUGAGGCCGUCCGGCCGGUGGCAGCGAUAGUGAAAAUACUCCGUAAUAUAACCAUUGUUUGUAUCGCUUUUGGGGAUCAGAUCAAGUGUGUGUGUAAAACUUGCAUGCAUCGUAUCACAUGUCAGAAGAAGUGUUUUCAAGGUCUAUCUUUGUUUUUUAAGUGCCAAUGGAUCAGGCUAGCUGGAGAUGGCCAGCAGCUAAAUGUUAGCAGACGUUAGUUUUCUACCCAACCAGUACACCAACAACAAUGUCUUUCUAAAAGAUAGUAAGAAGAAGCCUGUGUGGGUCUAGUUUGAGUAAGUGCCAAAAGAUCCUGUCAUUUAAAAAUGAUUCACUGAUGUGUCCAAAUCGAUUAAUGCUUUACAGAGGGAGCCAGCCACGCCCUCAAACUGAAGUAGAGUCUGUAGAGAGGUGCUCAUGUAACUGGAAGCUAGUGAACAGGCAGCAGGUACGAAGGAAGGUACUGUAGUAGGCUCAGGAGAGACACAACUCCGUAUAAUAGUUACUAGUAAUAGUUAAGAAGAAAUAUCUCAACCGCAAGCAUGGACAAAAGAGGAUAAACACGUCAGACAUAAUGCAUGUUACAUUACCAGGUAGAUCUUUGGUAAGAUUGGAUUGUCCUGUACCAAACUUAACCCAUUCAUGAAAGGAUAUAUAGACUGACUUCCAGUGAGGAAUUAAAGGGAACCUGUCAAAGCUGGAUGACCACAUACUGUAGAUUCACUCUGCUGGAUUAGUGACCACCACCAUUCUGUUUUCUCCAGACUUUGAUGUUUGCUCAUUGUUUACAUCAAGUACUUGAAACUAGGUAGUAUUAAAGGUGUACAGUACAAUUACAUUAUUUAUGGAUGGAGAAAAUAUAACACCAAUGUUGAUGGAUGAAAGGUGCUUAUUUUUUUCUCUGCUGCCUUAGAACUCCAAAUGAACCAACCAUAAAACCAUAAAAGUUCUCCUGAUUCUUCUUCACCACUUCAACACUAAUCUGCAGCCUCUGGUGGCUCCAUUUUGUUGAAUUUGACACUGUCCUUUUGAUAAGGUACCUGGGCUGCCACGGUGUGUGAAGAAGUGAAAAGGUGAAGAGGUUAUGACCUGGUUCUGUACAGGAAGGUGGGCGGUGAUUCAGUCAUCUCGCCAGAGCUGUUUGAAGAGUAGAGCUCAGUCAGAAAUGAGAGAGAGAAACACCUUCAUUUUUUUCUACUUUUUCUCCCCAAUUGGUAGUUACAGUCUUAUCCCAUCGCUGCAUCUCCCGUACGGACUCGGGAGAAUCACCGGUCGAGAGCCAUGCAUCCUCCGAAACACAAUCCGGCCAAGCCGUACUGCUUGGAUAACCUGGAAGCCAAUCACACCAAUGUGUCGAAGGAAACACCGUACAACUGGCGACCGUGUCAGCAUGCACUGCGCCCAGGCCGCCACAGGAGUUGCUAGUGCGAGAUGGGACAAGGACAUCCUGGCCAGCCAAACCCUCCCCUAACCCGGACGACGCCGGGCCAUUUGUGUGCACCCUCAUGGGUGUCCCGGACGUGGCCGGCUGCGACACAGCCCGGGAUCGAACCCGGAUCUGUAGUGAUACCUCAAGCACUACCGAUGCAGUGCCUUAGACCGCUGCGCCACUCGGGAGGCCCUGAGAAACCCCUUUAGCUCUGGUUUCCUGCUUUGAAGCGCUUUGAUCGGAGUGUAGUUGUGUGAUCAGGAGAUAGAUGAAAAACACAUCAAAACUGGUAAAGAGAAAUGCAGUGAGACCACAUGAUUGGCAUGGUAUUAAUAUCUCCAGCCAAGGGGGGUGGAUGGGUAUAGGGAGAGAUGUGGGGGGGGGGUCUGUUGGCCCCCUGGUAAGCAGUAACUACUCCUGCUCAACACAAAUACUGUGUCUAUAGGUGCACUCUAAAUAUAGACACAGACACUCAUGCUCAAAUGUACCUUGUAUAUUGUUAUGCUAUAUUCUCCAUAGUAGUAACAGAUUAAAGGCCCAAGGCAGACAUUUUUAUCUCAAUAUCAAAUCAUUUCUGGGUAACAAUUAAGUACCUUACUGUGAUUGUUUUCAAUCAAAAUGGUCAAAAACAAAACAAAAUAGCUUCUCAGCAAGAGCAAUUUCUCAAGCAAAACUCCAUCCCACCAAAACAGGCUGAAAUUACAGGCGGUCUUUUCAAACAGCUCUUACACUUAAAGGGUGUUAUCAUAUUUUUCACGAUUUAACAGUAUUGAUCCACCUCAUGUUUUUGACUGCACUGGGCCUUUAAAGGAAAAAGUGGGAUUUGACUUGAACUAAGUUUGCUUUUCUCUUAAGGGAUCUUUAUUUAAUGUUCUGUUUUUGAUUUGUCUUUAUUUUCAUGAACUACCAUUCACUGUUUUUGCUUCACUGUUCUUAAAAUGAUAAAUCGAACCUUGUCUUUUGGUCAGCAUGCCAUAACACCAAUAGAAAAUACAUUUCACACAUCGUAUUAUUCCUUAUCAAGUCUUAACUCACAUCUGUCUGCGUCUGACGUUUUGUGAAAGAGAUUUUAAUUGAUUUUUUCAUACUAUACACUUUUGUAUUUCUUGGGAGAUGAUGACAUUCAAUAAGAAUUUCAAAGGUGAAUUUUUUAUAAUUACGUUUGUUUGACAUUCUGCAGCGCAGAAUUGAAUUUCACAGCCAGUUAAUGGUCUCUGAGACGUGUUGCAGUUGAUACACUUUGGCGAUAGAAUAUUAUAACACAGCGACUUCGUUCCCACUACAGAAGACAUGAGACCUAAUUGAAGAAGAUUGUGCACUUUUCUGCUCUUGGCGCUGUAGGUGAUGUAGUGAUGGGUUUACUGGUAUGUUUCAUUACUCACAGAAAAACAAUAAUUAUUCAACCUUUUUCUUUUCUCAUGUCAGUCGGAGGAAUUGAACAUCAGAUUAGUAAUAUUCUCUUCAUGUCAAAAAUAUCACGGAAAAUGAAAUGAAUAUCCUUCUUCCAUUCUAAACACAACACAAUGUAGACAACCCUUUGUAGACACUGGAGUUCUGUAAUAUAAUCAAUACAAAUGAUGACAAUGAUCAUAAUAAUGGCUGUCCUUGUUGUUUUAUAAAAGUGUUGUGAAAAUUGUAAGAAGGUUAAAAGUAUUUAAAGAAAUUGUUCUUGUGUUUUUUUUUAUUUGCUUUGGUUUUGUUAUGAUAAUAUAUUAUUGUGUACCUAUUGUAAAUAUGAAGCACACCUAUUUUGCAAGCCAAGGAUUCACUUUGUACUGUUGUUAUAUAUAAAUAAACUUUGCUGGUUAAAAAACACAUAGAGCUGAAA
Molecule: messenger RNA, 11033 nt
Organism: Oncorhynchus mykiss (rainbow trout)
Lineage: Eukaryota; Metazoa; Chordata; Actinopteri; Salmoniformes; Salmonidae
Product: plexin-A2
Biological process (GO): semaphorin-plexin signaling pathway; regulation of cell migration
Cellular component (GO): semaphorin receptor complex; plasma membrane
Molecular function (GO): protein binding; semaphorin receptor activity
Source: RefSeq, a predicted model, not a curated record